AAAUAUUAGACCUCGAAAGCGCCUCUCUAGUGUUUGCGACAACCAAAAACAAAAAGAAAAAAAGAAAGGGGGCAGAGUUGAGUGUUGUGUGUGUGUGUAGAGAAAUGGGGAAGCCAUUGGGAACAACAGGGGAGUUCUUCAAGAGGAGAGAUGAAUGGAGGAAGCACCCAAUGCUCAGCAAUCAAUUCCGUCAUGCUACACCUGGUCUUGGCAUAGCCCUUGUGGCCUUCGGUAUCUAUCUUGUUGGUGAACAAGUUUACGACAAGCUUUAUGCUCCUUCUUCUUCUUCUUCUUCUUCUUCUUCUCAUCACCACUCUUCUUCCUCUCACUGAUUGCAACUGCUUCUCAGGUGGCAAGUGGUGGAAUGUCAAAGCUUGGACUAUCCUGCAUUUUAGUUUUUUCCUUGAAUAAGUUCUCAUAUGACAUUGAGACCUGGGCUUGUAUCUGAAUUUCUCUAUAGAUGAUGUUUACUGUUUUAGAUUUAUGAAGUCGGAUAAGUCUUCAUUAUUUUACA
Messenger RNA from Ricinus communis (castor bean), 514 nucleotides. Its product is annotated as NADH dehydrogenase [ubiquinone] 1 beta subcomplex subunit 3-B. The record is from RefSeq and is a predicted model, not a curated record. Gene Ontology annotation, cellular component: mitochondrion. The transcript is spliced from 2 exons. Bases 105 to 332 code for a protein of 75 amino acids. Gene Ontology annotation, biological process: mitochondrial respiratory chain complex I assembly; electron transport chain. NCBI's taxonomy places the organism in Eukaryota, Viridiplantae, Streptophyta, Magnoliopsida, Malpighiales, Euphorbiaceae.